CGCAGAGAAAAAGAGAGAGUUGACUGAACAUCGACGCUGUGAUGGAGGGUGAAGUCCGGCCUAGGAAGCUUCAGAAGCUGGAGCAUGAUGGAUCUGUUGUUUCUCAUGCUGAGGAGCAAAAUGCUGACUUGAACAAUGGUGACAAGCCAGCAGUGAAAGAGGGUCAACAGCCUGCCGACAAUGCGAUCGGUUCUUUGCUGUCAGAAAAUGAUACAACCGGUGAUAAUGAAGAAGUCGCAGCUGGAGAUGCCGCUGGCCAAAAUGCCCCCUUAUCAAAGAAACAGCAGAAACGACUGCUGAAAAUGAAAAGAUGGGACGAGCAAAGAGAAGAACGUCAGAAAUGGCGCAAGGAAAAGAGAGACCAGCAAAAGCAACGGAAAAAGGAACGCAAAUUGAAUGGCGAGGAUGUUGACGCCGCCAAAAAGAAGAAACACAGCUCACUUCUUGUCCCGGUAACCUUUGUCAUUGACUGCGGCUGGGAUGAUUUGAUGAAUGAUCGAGAACGUAUAUCGCUUGGUUCGCAGGUCACGCGAGCAUACUCGGACAAUACAAGAGCUCCUUACAGGGGCCAUCUUGUGGUGUCAUCGUUUGACAAGCUGCUUAAAGAGAGAUUUGACACAGUUCUUCGGAAGACUCACAAGAGUUGGAAGGGUAUACGAUUCAUUGAUGAAGAUUUUGUGCAAGCUGCAGCACAGGCUAAAGAGUUUAUGAAAGAACCAACAGGUGGACAGAUAGCUGGGGUGUUCAAAGACAAGGAAGGCGUCUCUCCUGAGGAAGGGGAGAUCAUCUAUUUGAGCAGUGAUAGCUCCGAGACGCUUACCGAGCUGAAGCCAUAUAGCACCUAUAUCAUUGGAGGCCUUGUCGAUAAGAAUCGGCACAAAGGAGUCUGUUAUCAGAAAGCUACGGAAUUAGGUAUUAAGACGGCGAAGUUACCUAUAGGGGACUAUCUACGCAUGGCUUCAAGACAUGUGUUGGCGACAAACCAUGUUCUUGAGAUUAUGUUGAAGUGGCUUGAGUGCGGCGAUUGGGGGCAGGCUUUCCUCGAAGUUAUUCCACAACGGAAAGGGGGGACGUUGAAGACAGAUGACACUACGCAAAAGGACGAAGAUGAGGAGGAGCUAUCUGAUAUUGAGCACACCGAAGAUGUUGGGGAGCCAGAUGAUGUGGAAACAACCGUGUCAAAGGGCUAGUAAACUAAAUAUCUUCUCUCAAGCCGAAGUUUUCAAUAAUACAUUGAUUGAUAAUAUCUAUUAGUAUAAUUAA
Messenger RNA from Talaromyces proteolyticus, 1263 nucleotides. Its product is annotated as guanine-1-methyltransferase-domain-containing protein. Gene Ontology annotation, cellular component: nucleus. Gene Ontology annotation, biological process: tRNA N1-guanine methylation. Bases 42 to 1190 code for a protein of 382 amino acids. NCBI's taxonomy places the organism in Eukaryota, Fungi, Ascomycota, Eurotiomycetes, Eurotiales, Trichocomaceae. The record is from RefSeq and is a predicted model, not a curated record. The transcript has a single exon. Gene Ontology annotation, molecular function: tRNA binding.